This is a messenger RNA of Mesorhabditis spiculigera, 1233 nucleotides long. The record is from the annotation of a GenBank genome assembly. NCBI's taxonomy places the organism in Eukaryota, Metazoa, Nematoda, Chromadorea, Rhabditida, Rhabditidae.
AUGCUGUCACUGCUGAUUUUUAUAAUUUGCUUGUUCGCAUGCGCUUUAUCUCAAGCCACGAUCAACUGCUAUCAGUGCACAACAUCCGCGUCUGGUGACGACUUCAGCGAUGAGUGUUCAGAUCGGAACACGACCUGCCAAGGAUACUACUGUACGAAAGGACCGGAUGCUAAAUCCAACGGCAUGUACCGCGGUUGCUCAAACACCCCGCCGAUCGACAACUCGGCUGUUUCCGACUGCCGGACUGUUACCAACCAAAACAACGCGAUCCUCGGCAACUGCUACUGCAACAACAUUGACUUUUGCAACGGAAUCCCUGAAAAAUUCGGACUUGCUCCUGGUAGCCGGACGAUUACAGCGAUGAUCGACGACUUGAUAGUGGUCAAUGUUUCUAUUGUGAUCUUGCUGGUUGCACGGCAUUUUGCCAAGAUGAUACCUUAUGUGGAGUUGGGUUUUAAUUGCGACGAGACCGACAUAGCAUGGCCGUCUCGUGGAGACACUAUACCCUCAAGAUUAAUGUUUACGAUAUAUUUUGUAAUCCUGGCCGUGAUGGUCCCCAUCACCGAGCUGUCCCUCGUGAAAACCGUUGGCGGCCGCAUAAAAUUUAUUCGCUUUCGAAAAUUCGAGAUGCACCCCUACAUCCCGAAAGUGUUGUUUUUCUAUGCGGCGUUUGGGUGCUCGGCUCUGGCCACUUCUGUAGCGGCAAAUAUAUUCAAACGAACGUCCUCGAGGUUGCGGCCAAAUUUUUUGGACACUUGUAGACCUGCGAAUUUGAGUGAAAUUUGCCCUCCCUGUUCUCGGAAUUACAUAGCGUCAGUGGUUUGUCUUGCGGAAACGUCGAAGGACGAACAUUUCUCCUUUCCGAGCGGUCACGCCGCGCAUUCGGCGAAUUUUGCUAUAUUUUUGAUCCUUUAUCUACAUAGACGAAUGAAAUUGUGGACAAUCGUCAGAGCCUACGCUCAAUAUACCAUUUUCUUACUAACAACCUUUGUUUGUCUAACAAGAAUUCGUGACUUCAAACACCGCUACACCGACGUCAUCGGCGGAUGGAUAUUUGGAGCUAUUAUUGCGUUUGGAAUGAUACAUCUAAUCCUACGUAAUUUCCGGAAAUAUCGAUAUUAUAUCCAUACCGAAGACGAGCUCGUCGAGUCUACUGAAGCAGUUACGAGGCCAAAUACGCCGACCAACUAUGGUGCACUGCAUCAUACGAGAAGUAUAGCCUGUUUAGUGAAG